AAGACUUUCGCCCGGACACAUUUUUGAGUCGGACCCGAACAAACGCAGGUUGAACGUUGGAGGGAGAUUUGAGGGACGCGUGCACAGCAGUCGCUGUCCAAUUCGGUGGGCGACAUUACGGAUUAUAUUGAAUCCUCUAUAUUUUUCAUCAUGGAGACUGAUCGUGACAUAAAAACCACGCCGCGAGGUUUUCUCUGCACUCUAUGUAAUGUCAACUUACCAAACAUGCCAAGCUUGGAUCAACACGUCAAAGGGAAGAAACACAAGACGUUGUUCACUGUGCGAGCCACAAGGAAGACCCAGGUGGAGCACAGUGUGUUUGUCAGUGGUAUCAAGCCUGAAAUCUCUCAGACUGAUAUCACUGAAUACUUUGAGCAGUUUGGGCCGCUCUCAGAUGUUAUCAUGGAUAAAGACAAGGGUGUGUUUGCCAUUGUGCAGUUUAGUGAGACUGACAGUGUUCAGGCGACUCUGUCUUGUCUGGAACACCGGAUGAAAGGCUUGAAGCUGCGGGUCAAACCUCGGGAAAAGAAGGACUUCAAAUUGAUUGACAAGAAGGCAAAAGAUCCACAACAAGUGUUUGAACAUCUGAAACCUCAGCUGUGUCAGCAGGAGUCUGUGGAUUCUCAGAUGCACCACGUUGUUCAGCAAUUUCAGCUGGGAGAAAACGAAAAGAAGGCCCGAUGCCUGGUGGUUCAACUCCUGCAAGAGGUUUUUGUGGAGUUUUUCCCAGACAGCCAGAUUCUGCCGUUUGGUUCAUCUGUCAACACUUUUGGCAUCCACAAUUGUGACUUGGACCUGUUCCUGGACCUGGAAAACACCAAGGUGUUCCAGGCCCGUGCCAAGUCCACCACAGAACAAGCAGGAGAGGGCAUGUCAGAUGAUGGCCGCUCUGAGGACUCAAUCCUCUCUGAUAUCGACCUCUCCGCUGCGUCUUCGGCAGAGAUCCUGGAACUUGUUGCAGCGAUCCUCAAACGCUGCGUUCCCAAUGUGCAUAAAGUCAGCGUGGUCGGCGGCGCUCGUCUCCCUGUGGUCAAGUUCCAUCACCGCAAGCUGAACCUGCAGGGAGAUAUCACUAUCAACAACAGACUAGCAGUGAGGAACACCCGCUUUCUCCAGCUGUGCACAGGGAGGGAGGACAGACUGAGGCCUCUGAUAUACACCAUCAGGUACUGGGCCAAGCAGAAGCAGCUGGCUGGUAAUCCUGGUGGUGCUGGUCCCCUGCUGAAUAACUAUGCUCUGACACUGCUGGUCGUCUUCUACCUGCAAAACUGUGAGCCUGCUGUCCUCCCCACAGUGGACCAUCUCAGAGACAUGGCCUGUGAGGAGGAAGAGUGUUUGAUUGAGGGCUGGAACUGCACCUUCCCCACUCAGCCUAUCGCUGUGCCACCCAGCGAGAACGCACAAGACCUCUGCUCCCUGCUCGCUGGCUUCUUCGCCUUCUAUGCAAAGUUUGACUUUGCCAGCAGUGUCAUAUCCCUCAGGGAGGGGCGUGCACUCCCCAUCACAGAUUUCCUCAGCAAGAAUAAAGGGGAGGAGGCCAUGCAAGAGGAAAAGCCCUCCAAGACCCAACACCAUGGUCCCAGAUUGGGCCCUGUAAACCUCCUGGACCCUUUUGAACUCACCCACAACGUAGCUGGAAACCUGAAUGAACGCUCCCAGCGCAGCUUCCAGAGGGAGUGCCAGGAGGCUGAUAAGUACUGCCACUGCCUGCAGUACCAGCGCAAAUCCACCAAGGGCAAGUCCUGGGGUCUGGUGCGAUUAUUCACCCCCCAUGGGGAUGAACCACAUACCAGGGCAGAGCAGCUGACCAUCAGCAUACCCUUCAAAUCAGCAACACUCCCUGAAGUGCUGCGCAACCAGCUGCACGCGGCUGGCGAUGGUUUCCGGCUGCUAUGGUUUCAGAAGAUUUGCUCUGCUGUGGAAGGAGUCUUUCAAACUGUUCUUGGUUGUCACCUUACUCCCACAGACGUCGUCUUUAGCGAGGUCUGUGCUGCUGAGGAAAUGGACACUUCUUCAACUUCCCUAAACACAUCAGUAAACAGCUGUGACAGCACAGAGCCCCAAAAUGAAGCCAACACAUCUUUGGUUGGUACCAAGAGGCCACUGUCCUCCAGCAGUGAUGCUUCGGUGUCACCUCAUGGCAAAAAACCACGACUGACAAAAAGGGGCAGGCCUGAACCCCCUCACUGGAUCUGUGUGUUGAAGCACAUGGUGUGGGCCGGCAGGAGGAAAGUAAGAAGGGAGCUUAUCAAAGACACUGACUCGAGGCCGGAGGGCAGCUGCAUGGAGAUGGAGUCCCAGGUCACAGCUCACAUCACUGAAAAAGAGCCGGCGCUCAAGGAGCCCCUGGAGUUCAAGGUUCAGCCACAGAUUGUGGGUGAGACUGAAAGCACAAAAGCAGUGCUGAAGUUCGAGCCAAGAAGUGACAAGACAGGAGCUUUUCAGGACUUCUUUCAUUUCCUCGAAGCGUUUUUACCGAAGAUGGUAGAGACACUGCUGGAGAAACAAGCAGCAAGUACUUAAAUAGGGACAUUUUUAACAUGUCUCCUGAACAUCCAUAAACUUUUGCUUUUGUUUGUUUGAAUCAAAGCUACCAGUUAUGCUCCUUUUUUUGUUUUACUUGUAAGAUAAAAGUAAAACGUAGCUUUAUCAGCUUUAUCAGCCAGGCAUCAUGUGUUAUAUUUCUAAAAGCAGGCUUUGGAAAACAUAAAAUCUGAAAUAUUUCAUGUAUAUUGUAUGUUUGUGUUUAAGUUUGUUUCACAUAAGUUCUUCUUCUGAAGCCGCCUGUUCUGUUUGAGAAGUCGCCUGGUUUUUGUUAAUUUCUGUUAAAAAAACAAAAGAGCUUUACAGUAAUGAUGCUCUAAAUAAAAAUUCAGUGGCAGAUGCUUGUUGUACACA
This is a messenger RNA of Notolabrus celidotus (New Zealand spotty), 2898 nucleotides long. It is a transcript of the gene tut1, whose product is annotated as terminal uridylyl transferase 1, U6 snRNA-specific. The coding region runs from base 151 to 2523 and encodes 790 amino acids. NCBI's taxonomy places the organism in Eukaryota, Metazoa, Chordata, Actinopteri, Labriformes, Labridae. Gene Ontology annotation, cellular component: mitochondrion. The record is from RefSeq and is a predicted model, not a curated record. The transcript is spliced from 10 exons. Gene Ontology annotation, molecular function: poly(A) RNA polymerase activity; RNA binding.